AUGCCGUCCCCGUCGCCUUCGCCGCAGCUGCGGGUGCUGUCCAGGCGCACCGUCAAGCCGCCGCCGCGCCCGCGCCCGCGCCCACGCAUCCCGCUCACCACCUGGGACGUCUCCUUUCUCUCCGCCGACUACAUCCAGAAGGGCCUCCUCUACGCCACGCCGCCCUUCUCCACGGCCCGCCUCCUCGACCACCUCCAGACCGCGCUCGCCCAGGCGCUCCACGCCUACUACCCCGUCGCCGGCCGCUUCGCCACGGACCAGCACCGCGACGCCCACGGCAACGUCCUCGGCUGCUCGGUCUCCAUCGACUGCGACGGCCAGGGCGUCGACAUCGUCCACGCCGUCGCCGACGUCAUCCCGCCCGACGCCGAUGUUCCGCGCCUCGUCCAGUCCCUCUUUCCCCUCGACGGCGCCGUCAACCACGACGGCCACCACCUCCCGCUGUUCGUCGUCCAGGUCACCGAACUCACCGACGGCGUCUUCCUCGGCUUCGCCUACAACCACGCGCUCUCCGACGGCACCGCCUUAUGGAGAUUCAUCAACGUAUGGGCGGGCAUCGCGCGCGACAGCCUCUCUGCCUCCCCCUCGGAGGAGCACAAGCACGCUCCAGCUCCGCCGCCCUUGCUGGAGCGCUGGUCCCCCGACGGCCUGACGACGCCGACGCCGCCGGUCGUGCUCCCGUUCCCCGACCUCACGGGGCUCAUCGAGAGGCUGCCCCCGCCGCCGCUGCGCGAGCGCAUGCUGCAGUUCUCGGCCCACACGCUGGAGGCGCUCAAGGACCGGGCGCGGGAGGAGCUCCUGGCGGCCGGGGACGCGGCCGGCGCGGCAGCCGUCACCAAGUUCCAGGCGCUCAGCUCGCUGGUGUGGCGCUGCGUCACCCGCGCGCGCCGCCUGCCGCCCGACCAAACAACCUUUUGCCGCGCCGCCAUCAACAACCGCACGCGCCUCCGCCCGCAGCUGCCGCCGGAGUACUUCGGGAACACCAUCUACGCCGUCGCCACGGAGGCCGUCACCGCGGCGGAUCUGCUGGAGCGCGGACACGGCUGGGCGACGGCGGCCGUGGGCCGCGCGGUGGCGGCGCACACGGACGCCGACAUCCGGGCGCGCGUCGCCGCGUGGAUGGCCAGCCCCGUCCUCUACAACCUCAGGUACUUUGACCCCAACGGCAUCAUGAUGGGCAGCUCGCCGCGCUUCGACAUGUACGGCUGCGACUUCGGCUGGGGCGCGCCGCUGGCGGCGCGGAGCGGCAAGGCCAACAAGUCCGACGGCAAGGCGUCGCUGUACCCGGGGCAGGAGGGCGGCGGAAGCAUCGCCGCGGAGCUGGUGCUGACGCCGGAGCACAUGGCGCUGCUGGAGCAGGACGACGAGUUCUGGGCGGCCGUUUCGCCGGACAAGCCUUGUCCGCCGGCGGGGAAGAAUUGA
Molecule: messenger RNA, 1422 nt
Organism: Miscanthus lutarioriparius
Lineage: Eukaryota; Viridiplantae; Streptophyta; Magnoliopsida; Poales; Poaceae
Source: the annotation of a GenBank genome assembly